Messenger RNA from Acipenser ruthenus (sterlet), 4171 nucleotides. RefSeq names its product helicase, lymphoid specific (gene hells). Gene Ontology annotation, biological process: pericentric heterochromatin formation; lymphocyte proliferation; negative regulation of gene expression via chromosomal CpG island methylation. Gene Ontology annotation, cellular component: nucleus; pericentric heterochromatin. The transcript has 23 exons. Gene Ontology annotation, molecular function: ATP-dependent chromatin remodeler activity; ATP binding; chromatin binding. Lineage: Eukaryota; Metazoa; Chordata; Actinopteri; Acipenseriformes; Acipenseridae. Bases 379 to 2982 code for a protein of 867 amino acids. The record is from RefSeq and is a predicted model, not a curated record.
GCAUUGGCAGACAAUUCCAAGCAGAGAAGAAUACUUUGGUGUAGGCGAGUUGUAUGUGACAGUCCGGUAGAAUUACUGGUUGUUCAGAUACAAAUUUUAUUAGCAGGACACUGGUCAGUUUUUUGCAGACAGGUGUAACCUGACAGACAGAGAUACGUUUCUUUGCUUAGGUGUAUAAAUACGUAUUUGUCUUUUCUUUAAGGCUUGUAUGUCUGUUUUGUCCACGUGUAACCCAGACUACAGCGUUCAGUUCUGCGCUAUCACGGCUGUAUAUAAUCUGAUAUUUUUUUUUAUUUUUAAGUGUUUUUUUUUUUUUAAUUGCUUUAAUUGUAGAGCAUUUUUCAUCAGUACUCCAUUGAAAAAGACCGGGUUGUAAAAAUGAGCAGCAUCGUGAACGGUGAAAGGAGUGUGUCUCCCCAGUGCCCCAAACCCAAUGAGCCUGGCCAUCCCGAGGGGACAGCAGUGGAGCAGAGUGGCUCUGGGAGAGAGAGCCCUUUAAUGGAAGUCUCGGAGGUGGUGGGAGGCCUUAUAACGCCUGAAAUGCUGGAAGAGGAGAAACAGUUGAUGAAAGAAGGACAGGAAAAAGAGAAGGAAAUGAUGGAACAAUCCCGUGCGGCUUGGGAGAGAGACUCCCAUGAAAUGCGUUUCAAGAGGCUGCAGCACUUGCUUGAGAAGAGUACUGUCUACUCCAAAUUUCUACUGAUGAAAAUGGAGCAACAGCAGUUGGAGGAGAAAAAAAGGAAAGAGAAGAUGGAGAAAAAGAGAGAAUUACUGUUGGCUAAGCAAGAGAAGCAAACGCAGGGAACUACAAAUCAAGAUGAAAACAAACCAGCAGAUAAAAAGAAAAGAGGAAGAGAAGACUACAUGAUUUCAGACAUUAUGACCAAAGAGGAAAUCAUGUCAAAAGCCAAGAAGACUAAAAUCAAACAUGAGGACUCUCCUUCGUCUUCCCAGGAGUUGGGUUUGGGAGCCCUUGAGAAAAAUGGCGAUUCUCAUUCUGAAAUAAAGAACCGCCUGUCGCAAUCUGUGCGACAAAAUGCCCAGCAUCUCUUUGACCCAGAGAGGAAAGUGGACGGCCAGCCUGUCCCAUACCAGCAGCCAAAGAACUUCACCGGUGGAGUGAUGAGGUUGUACCAGAUUGAGGGCAUGGAGUGGCUAAGGAUGCUGUGGGAGAAUGGGAUUAACGGGAUACUGGCUGACGAGAUGGGUCUGGGGAAGACUGUUCAGUGCAUCGCCACAAUCUCCAUGAUGGUGGAGAAAGGGGUCACGGGACCUUUUUUGGUUGUCGGCCCCUUGUCUACACUCCCGAACUGGGUUUCAGAGUUUAAGAGAUUCACACCAGAAAUACCUGUAUUGCUGUAUCAUGGACCACAGCAAGAGAGACGCAACCUGAUCAAAUCGAUUCGCAAACGGCAAGGAUCGCUUCAUGUUAAUCCUGUAGUUAUCACCUCUUUUGAAAUUGCCAUGAGAGACAGAAGAAGCCUGCAGCAUUGUUACUGGAAGUAUCUGAUAGUUGACGAAGGGCACAGAAUCAAGAACAUGAACUGCCGGCUAAUUCAGGAGCUGAAGCAGUUCAACUCUGACAACAAACUGCUGCUGACUGGUACUCCUCUCCAGAACAACCUAGCUGAGCUCUGGUCUCUGCUCAACUUCCUGCUCCCCGACGUCUUUGAUGACUUGAAAAGCUUUGAGUCCUGGUUUGAUAUAACCAGUGUCACUACUGAUGCAGAAAAUAUUAUCGCCAAAGAACGAGAGCAGAAUGUUUUGCACAUGCUUCACCAGAUUCUAACCCCAUUCUUGCUGAGGAGACUGAAGUGUGAUGUCACACUUGAAGUGCCCCCUAAACGAGAGGUGGUGGUCUACGCUCCUCUCACCAAGAAGCAGGAGACUUUCUACACUGCCAUUGUUAACAAAACCAUCGAGAAAAUGCUUGGGAUGGGCCCGGACACCAAACCAGUGGAGUUGACUGACUCCGGGAGGCCAAAGAGAAGGAGCAAGGGCCCUGUGAACUAUAAUGAGCUGGCUGGAGAGUCCCCACUGGCACUGGAGAGAUACCUCGCUAAACUGCAGAAAGAAGCAGACGAACAGCCAAGCAGGCCCUUGGUAGAUAUGCAUGUGUCUGUUGAUGCUGAGAUCAACCUAAAACUCCAGAAUGUUUUGAUGUUGCUGAAGAGAUGCUGUAAUCACCCGUACCUCAUUGAAUACCCACUUGACCCUGCCACUCAGAAUUUUAAGAUUGAUGAGCAGCUGGUGCAGAGCUCAGGGAAGUUCCUUAUACUUGAUAGAAUGCUGCCAGAACUGCAGAAAAGGGGACACAAGGUGCUAAUCUUCUCUCAGAUGACCUCUAUUCUGGAUGUGCUGAUAGAUUACUGCUAUCUCAGAGAAUUCAAAUACAGCCGACUGGAUGGAUCAAUGUCCUAUACAGAGCGAGAGGAGAAUAUGAGAAGUUUUAAUACCGAUCCCGACGUUUUCAUCUUCUUGCUGAGCACAAGAGCUGGGGGUCUGGGGAUAAACCUCACAUCGGCUGACACUGUCAUUAUUUUUGAUAGUGAUUGGAAUCCACAGGCUGACCUCCAGGCCCAGGACAGGUGUCACAGAAUCGGCCAGACCAAACCGGUGGUUGUAUACCGCUUGGUGACUGCCAACACCAUUGACCAGAAGAUUGUAGAGAGGGCUGCUGCCAAGAGGAAACUGGAGAAGAUGGUCAUUCAUAAAAAUAAGUUCAAAGGUGGCAAGUCAGGACUGAAGGAGUCUACAGGCUGCUUAGACCUCCAGGAGCUCAAGGAGCUGCUGAAAUCCAGGGACCAUGAGAGAGAGGUGAAAGGAACAGGAAAAAAUGUCAUCAGUGAUAAGGAGCUGGAAACACUGCUGGAUCGCAGUGACCUGCUUGAUCAAAUGAAGAAUAUGAAGAAGGAACAAGAGGAUAGGCUCUUUAAAGUGAUUGAAAACACCAAUGAGUCUGCUGAUAUUCAUCUCGCAUAAGAACUAGCUCUGCCUGUGUGUUGGGAAAACAUACUGCAUUUUUAUUACUGUAACGGUUAGUAUUGGACCCAGUAAAUCCUGGUUCUAAAGGGACUAAAGACUAUGGAAAACCCAAGAUGUUUGUGUGUUUUCAGUAUACCUGAUUGGCCUGUUGACCACAAGGUCUUGUACAGCUAUGGGCAAAAGUUUUGCAUCACCUAGAAUUAAGAUUGAGACAAAGGAGUAUAGUUUAGAUAUUUUAUUUAACAUCAUGUAAUCAAAGACACUACAAAAUGAUCCCACAAGUCUACCAGAAGUCAUAAUAGUAGGACAUUAUUUUUUUUUAUGUUAGAUUUUGAAAUGUCACAUUUUUUGUUAACCUGUAUGGGGGGGAAAAACUACAAAGCGGUAUGCAAUUCAAUAUGUUAACGUAACAUUUUUCGGCAGUUUUCAUUCGACUUUAUGAUGCAAAACUUGUCCAUUCUAUAGGGUUACAAAACCUUUGGCCAUAGCUGUAGGUAAAUCUAAAAAUCUGAGUAUCUGUCAUCUGUUGUUGUUGGCUGGUCAGUUGCACUGGGGUGGUUCCAAGCUAAGGGGCUUUCACUUGCCUCCAUUUAACUGUCCUUUUUUUUUGUUUCUUAAAAUUGCUUGCUUCAAUGCUUUGUACCCAAAUGUAAAAUACUUGCGUAUCACACUAUUGACGUCCAUAACAUUCCAAUAAGAGUACGUUUGUCACUUUUUUUUAAUGUGACCUUAUUUUUCCAUUGCUAAGUGUCAUUGUGGAAAACAGUCUAUGAGAAUUGUGUUAUUCCAAUGAUUUCUCCAUGCUGAUUCAUUGAGACUGGCAAGUGAAGUAUUCUGAAUACAAGCUGGCCAUGUGCUCAAAGGGAGUCAAUUCAGUCUGUCAUCCAUCACCAGCCAACAAAACUUCUCUUUCCUUAAAUCUAGGAUCUUACUGUAUUGGUAAAACAAGUCUUUUUGUUGGAAUGAGCAUUAAAAUGCACCACAUAAUUAGUUGUUACCCUGCCUGCUCCUCGCCUAUCACUUUUAAACAAACAAUUUUUUUUUCCCCAAACUAUUUCAACUUCCUAUGGAAGUCUUCUUGUAUGUUUUGAAGAAUAUAAACCUUUAAGCACAAAUGUUUGAUUGAAAAUCUUUUUUAUACAUGUCUUUUGUUGAAAUUAGUUGUUACAAUAAAUAUAUCUAGAAA